Molecule: messenger RNA, 2743 nt
Organism: Dromaius novaehollandiae (emu)
Lineage: Eukaryota; Metazoa; Chordata; Aves; Casuariiformes; Dromaiidae
Gene: IFNLR1
Product: interferon lambda receptor 1
Exons: 7
Coding region: 207-1922 (571 amino acids)
Biological process (GO): cytokine-mediated signaling pathway
Cellular component (GO): plasma membrane
Molecular function (GO): protein binding; cytokine receptor activity
Source: RefSeq, a predicted model, not a curated record
CACAGCUCCUCUCACCUCUGCUGCUUUCUCUGUUCAAUGUGCAGUGCUAUAUUUGGACUGUAGCAGGAAGUGAGGCUCUGGGUACGUGCACAGUUCGCUAUCACAUGGUCCUCUGUGUAGUUCAUACGACCCAAUACAGGAAAACGCUGUGAUGAAACGGUAGCAAGAAAAGAAAUAUACUACGAGUGGAAAAGUUCUGCUUCAGCAUGUCUGCCUGGAAAAUGAGAGUCCUGACAGCCCUUUGCCUCCUGCGGCACAUCAGAGGUCACAUUCAUCUUCCCCCUCCUCAGAACGUUACACUGCUGUCAAAGGAUUUUGAUAUGAUUUUGACAUGGCUGCCAGGAGAAGGAUCCUCACCAGAUGUGACAUACACAGUGAGGUAUGAAAGCCAGGAACGCAUGGACAAAUGGAUAAAGGUUCCUCAUUGCAAAAACAUUCCCAGGACCUCUUGCAAUCUGACUUGUGUGCUUCCAAACUUCUUCAUUAAAUUCCGGGCUCGAGUGAGAGCCACUUCCGGAGGACUCCAGUCGCGAUGGGUAGAAUCGGAGUUCAAGGAAUACCAUCUGGACGUGGAACUGGCUCCCCCAGCGCUAGAUGUGAGUGUAAAGGAGAACUUAAUCCUCGUGAGCGCUUCCUUCCCUUUGGCCACCUGUGUGGAGAGUUUCCCUUGGAUGUAUGACUUGGACCUUUGGGAAGCUGGAUCUGAAGACAAGAAGCGAUAUGAAAGUAUUUUUAGGAAGAAUACAAUGAACAUCGACACCACUGCGCUUAGUGGCAAUUACUGCUUGAAUGCCAGAUCUUCCUUCCAAAGCAUUGACUUCAAGCACAGCAAAUUCUCCCAACCAGUGUGUGUGCUACUGAACCACAAAGCAGCGGGAUGGAAGUUCCCACUUUCUGCCAUGACCCCUGCAUUUGUCCUCCCCUUCCUUCUCACAGGCGUCCUCAUCAUCUGUUUGCUGAAACAAGAUGUUAGACGAACAAAGAAGCCUCAUGCUUUGGAUUUCUCCCAUUUAAGAGCUGCUGGAACAGCCUUUCACUGUGAGCUCAGCAAGGAGGAGUUCUUCACAGACUAUCUUAUCUGCACAGAGAACCCAGCAUCACAAGAGAAGAAGACUAGAACUAUAGCAAGAAACAACCUGCCAUGUAUGGUUUCUUUACUCUCAUCAUCAUCAUCAGAAGAGGAGGAGGAAGAGGAGGAAGAAGAGGAGGAAGACAGCAGUACUUUCAUCCCAUACACUGAAAUGCCUCGGUUCUCAAGGAGAAGUCCGAACUGUCAGCCAUCCAGAACAGCUCAGGGGGAAACCAGCUUGGACUCUGGAUCUGGAGGACACUGUGUGGAUGAUGGAUCUGUGCUUGACCUAACUACCUUGGGUUUCUCUCUCUUUCCAGUGAGAAAGAAUGAGGUGUACACCUCAAGAUCCCAAAGAAAGGAGAAAGCACCCCUUUCUUGCAGUCCCUCUUUGGGAAGCGUGUCCCUCACUGAUGUGAGGUAUCCAGGUCCCAGGGGACACGGACAGCAUGAUACAGACAGGGAUGAAUGUGUGGAAACGACCCCUCUUCAAACACUGGUGGAGGAACUUAGUGUCAAACCUCUGGUUGCUGAACCGCUCCUGCAGAGGAAGGAUCAUCAUUUCACUAAGUAUUACCAGAAGAAAAUAGCUGGUCAGGAUUUCCUGAUCACUAAGGAUUCGCAGCUCAUUGAGGAUCCAAACGGGGAGCAGCUCAUUUGCUUUCAGACAUUACAGGUGGCAGAAGACGAGGGUAUUGCAAGUGACUGCGACAGUGAUAAUUUUACAGAAGGGACACCUCCUGCAUCCACUGUGCUAAGUGAUGCAUUUGAAACUUCAAAUAUGGAGGAAAAAUAUGGUCAAAAGUUUAAAUUCAAAGGCUAUCAGCAUACACAUUACAUGGCAAGGAGCUAGAGUAGACUAGCAGUUCUGUGGCAUGCAUGGAAAACGCCAGAGAGCUCUAGAUAACCAGGCAAGAGGAACACAAGGACAAACACCUGACAGCGGUGCUUUUUGGAUGUAUUCACCUAGACAGUGUAUUUUCUACCAAAAAAUAGUGUAGCUGUCCUAUCAAGGCAUACGGCUUUAGGGACACAAAAUUUGUAUUUUUACUGCCACUAAUGUACAUUCACUAUCUCUCUACAAAUACAGUUCUGAUAAGGUCUUAGAGCUGUAAUAUAAGGUACCUUACUGAAACCCAGCUGGGGUGAGGCAUGCAGUGCUGAUCUCAUGCAGGUAUCACACAGCACACAUGCAUUGCCUUGUGUUCACUUGAGACUUCAGACCAAGAUAACUUCUGCAUGUUAGUUAUGAAAGGCAAAAAUACCGCUGGGACUGCAAAACCAGAACCAGGGCCAUCAGCUGAGGUCUGAAAAUGCAGUGUGUCCUGCCUGCACGUUGCCUUUGAGCCUGGAUGACCUCCUGACAUUACAUUUCCUUCUCUGUAAUGGCAAAACCGCACCUCUGCUUGAACGGAAUGGAAGCACCUUUACCGGGACAUUUAGCAACCUCUGCUUUUCGGGGAUGAAGAGCUCCCUCUCAGCCCGCAGAGGUCACCCUCUGUGUGUCAACAGAGCAAACUGAAGUCAAAGCGGGGAAUGUACAGCAUGUUUAUUUUUGUUAUUUAUUUAUUUUGGUUUUUAUACAAAUAUAGUUAUUGAUGCUGAACUUCGCCCUGCUGUGCAGAAUGUCUGAGAGCUGUGGAGUAUGUGGAGGCAAUUAUAUUUUGAUAGAUA